Messenger RNA from Fusarium mangiferae, 2055 nucleotides. RefSeq lists its product as uncharacterized. NCBI's taxonomy places the organism in Eukaryota, Fungi, Ascomycota, Sordariomycetes, Hypocreales, Nectriaceae. Bases 1 to 2055 code for a protein of 684 amino acids. The transcript has a single exon. The record is from RefSeq and is a predicted model, not a curated record.
AUGGAACGGUCAAAGCGCCUUGGGGCCUUCUGGGCUCUCAACUUGUCUCUUCUUCCAACUGUGCUGGCUGCCAGUUGCAGCGAGCUGGCCGGCAGCAUUUACACCGGCCCUAACAACAACAAAUUCGAUAUAUUAUGCGAUACUUCUACAAUUGGCGGGCACAUCACUGCCUAUUAUUCUCAGGGAGACGAGUUUCAAGAUUGUGUGAAUCGAUGCGACGAUGACGACACUUGUCUUGCUGCAUUGUACCUAGGCUCAAGCGGCGACUGUGCUUUGAUAGACAGCUAUACGAGCACUAGGUCGUUCACUGGUAACGAUCUUGCUAUCAGGAGGGCAGCGCCUGAGACGACUUCGACGGAGGCUGCUUCGACUGAGGCUACUACUUCUGAGGCUCCUACAUCGACAGAUGCUACUACAUCAGCGGCCACGACAUCUACGGAGGCUACUACUUCUACAGAGGCUAUUACCUCAACAGAAGCUACUACUUCAGCGGAAGCCACUACGUCAGAGGCCACUACAUCAGAGGCCAAUACAUCAACUGAAGGCACUUCGACAGAAGCUACUACAUCAGUGGCUAGUACUGCAGAGGCCUCAACAUCGGAAGCUGCUACAUCUCAGGCAAUAACAUCAGACACAUUAACGGCAUCAGCGACGUCAGAGACUUCGUCGAUAUCUUCAGCAUCUGUAUCAUCAGAAGAAACAACAUCAGCAUUGCCAUCUACAUCAGAGCCUUUGUCAACAUCUGCAGCGGUAUCAACAACCUCACAGCUGUCGUCGUCAGCGGAAUCUACAUCAGAGACCUCCGCUUCUGGGGAGUCCACUACAGCUACUACCGCCACUACAGAUUCAUUGUCUAUCAGCACCUCUAGUGCUGAGACAUCAACCGAUGAUUGUGAUGACGAGACGUCAUCCCUUGAGACCUCGGCUACUGUGACUACAUCUUCAGCAACAGGGUCCGAGAUACAGUCAACGACCUCAACCACUGACAACCAGAGUUCCCCCACCACGACCAAUGAAUCAUCUGAGGUUUCUACCUCUGCUACCUCUGCUACCUCAACUGCGUCAUUGUCAUCUUCUCUGACGACAACAGAAGGUCAAGCUUCUCUAUCAACAUCUCUUCCAACCUCUGUUACAAGCCAAGCAGGCUCCUCUCUGCCUGCAUCUUCAGGUACUACAGUGGCUCACCCUUAUACCACCUAUAGCCAGGGAGCCUCCUCAUCCAGUUCUUCGUCUUCUGGAACCACGGAGGUUGGCUCCAAGACAAUUUCUACCUCUGGUGCUACUAUCAAGACAACAUCUGGAAGUCAUAUUCCAACACCUUACCCUACUGCUUACAACGUCUGGACUGUUUAUCUGACUUUGGUCGAGUAUGUCACUUGCAGCACUGGUGUAGUUACCGAGACAGUUACUACCUCCACAUGUGUCACGGUUGGUAGUAACGGUGGGAGCUAUGGACCUCCAGUGAUUACAACACCUGCUGGAUGUAUUGGAGGUUAUCAAGUUGAUGCUAGCGGCCAUAGCUAUCCCGUGGCACAACCUACAAAGGGUUCUCCGGCCAACUCACCAGGUGGCGAGUAUAGCCAGCCAUCUGUUCAUCCUGUACCGGGAUCGCCAGGCAACUUUCCAUCGGGCUAUGAGACCGGCAAGCCUCAUACUCCUACGCCAGCUGCAGAAUCGCAUGGAAACUCCCAGCCAGGACAGGGUGAUAAGCAACCUUCUGUUCCUGGUCAAGGUUCACCAGAGCCCAACAACAGCGAGCCUCAGCAGCCACAAGGUGGUGCUACCCAGACAGCUAUCUCUUCGUACCAAUCUGGUGCCUCAGGAAAUCCUUCACCGUCAUCGGCUACUCAUCAGGGUCAGCAAGGCAUCUCAACGACUUUCACUACCGAAGCAAGCGUUACCGAGAUGCAGGUACCCAAGUCCACGCACAGUGGCUCAUCGGAAGCUGGAGAGGCACCAUAUACACCAGUCGGUGUUUCCGGAGCCAACGCACAUCAGUUCAAGGUUUGGACAUUGGCCGCUGGAGCCCUCCUGGGGCUCGGAAUGUUGUUCUAG